AUGUCAUACCGAGGCAACAAUUUUAAUGCUAAUUUAAACAACCAAGUGCCCUUUGCAACGAAUCCGUAUACUAGUGCUGCAUCAACGGUUCAUGGGAGGAAGUCUGGUGAAUCAGAGUUUUUUCACAGCUUCGAAAAGUUUGCCAAGAAAAUUGAAGACCUUACGGAUCACCCCAUAGUACAAAAGUUUGUCCCGUAUACCCCUGCAAUUGCCCGAUUUUGUAUUGUAGCAACAUUUUAUGAGGAUUCUAUCAGGAUUCUAUCUCAAUGGCCUGAACAGGUAGUGUUUUUGUCUCAUUACAGAGGCUUCCCCCAUUUUUUUGUAGUGGUGUUCCUGAUGUUGGUGGCCGUUCUUAUGAUGGUCGGUGCCACAAUGGUUUUGUUGAAAAAGCAGCAGAUCUACGCUACAGUCAUUCUAUGUACCUGUAUUCUUUCACAGGGGUUUGUUUAUGGAUUGUUCAGAGGUUCCACCUUUAUGCUAAAAAGUUUCAGUGUCAUUGGUGGAUUGCUGAUUUCGUUUGGAGACUCCAUUGUAAAAAAUAGAGUAACUUUCGGUAUGUUACCUGAGUUGACAAGCAAAGAUGGCAGAAAUAAAGGAUAUUUAUUACUCACAGGCAGGGUUUUACUUGUUCUGAUGUUCAUCACUUUUACCUUCAGCAAGAGCUGGUUUACAGUAAUUUUGACAAUUGCUGGAUCUGUUUGCAUUGCGAUCGGUUACAAAACUAAAUUUGCCUCAAUUGUCCUAUGUCUAAUAUUGGCCUUCUAUAACGUUACGUUGAAUAACUAUUGGUUAUACAGUACUGCUAAACGUGAUCUGUUAAAGUACGAGUUCUACCAGAAUCUCAACAUCAUUGGAGGCCUUCUAUUGGUCGUCAACACCGGUGCAGGAAACAUCUCCAUCGACGAGAAGAAGAAAAUCUACUGA
This is a messenger RNA of Eremothecium cymbalariae DBVPG#7215, 924 nucleotides long. It is a transcript of the gene ERV29, whose product is annotated as protein ERV29. Bases 1 to 924 code for a protein of 307 amino acids. The record is from RefSeq and is a predicted model, not a curated record. Lineage: Eukaryota; Fungi; Ascomycota; Saccharomycetes; Saccharomycetales; Saccharomycetaceae. Gene Ontology annotation, cellular component: membrane. The transcript has a single exon.